Molecule: messenger RNA, 1821 nt
Organism: Dioscorea cayenensis subsp. rotundata (Guinea yam)
Lineage: Eukaryota; Viridiplantae; Streptophyta; Magnoliopsida; Dioscoreales; Dioscoreaceae
Product: transcription termination factor MTERF15, mitochondrial
Biological process (GO): regulation of DNA-templated transcription
Molecular function (GO): double-stranded DNA binding
Source: RefSeq, a predicted model, not a curated record
CAUGGCGAUUGUUAGGGUUUUAGUUCGGCACUCCAUCCAUCGAAUUCCAUUCAAAACUUCUCGAGUUUCAUCGUCUCCAUUUUUAGGAGUUCAAUCUUUCUCCAAAGCUGCUAAUCUUUCUGGAAUAAUCCCGUUGGAAUUCACUGGAAUUCCUCAAUCCUCAGAUCGGACCUUAUUUUCGAAUCUUUUGCAGAGGUUCGGGUUCCCGCAAUCCCAAUCCUACGAGUUUGUUCAAAAAAAUCGGUUUUUGUUGGAUGGUUCCUGCGCUUCAGAUGUUGAGAAAUGUGUUGAGAUUCUCUUGUCCUUGGGCUUUCUCUGAUAAAUCCCUUGUAUCGAUCCUCUCUUGUAACCCUAGACUUUCUGGAGUUAGGGUUUCUUGAGAAAAUGGCAAUUAGGGGUUUAUGGAAAUGGGGUUUCAAACAAUUCCACCUUCUUUAGUUCAGAAUGUUCUUGAACAAGCCGGAAGGUUCCAUUUUGAGCCAGAAGCCCUCCGUUCCAUGGUAUUGGAACUGAGAAAUUUGGGAUUCAGUGAUGAUACUGUGAUUAGGGUAUUGCAACGUUGGCCGUUGGUUUUUCUCAGAGCUUCAGUGCAUGUAAGCAAUAAAGUUGAGUUCUUGAAGGGAUUUGGGUUGAAAAACGCUGAGAUUGAUCAUAUCUGCCAUGCUUAUCCAGAUUUCUUAGCAUUUGGCAUUGAGAAUAGAUUGAAACCUUUGUUUGAGGAGUUCAGAGAUCUCGGAUUCAGCCGGAAUGAGGUCUGGAAGGUGCUAAUGAAGAACCCGAGGCUUCUUCUUGGAAUGGAAGUCGGAGAAUUGUCUCGCUGUGUGGACUUGAUCAAGAGCUUGAAAUGCAGAAUGGCAAUCAAAUUGAAGAUUUUAUCCAAAGGUCCUCUCAAUGCUGCCAUUGAUACGAAACUCAGAGUGGACUGUUUGUGCAGGCAUGGGCUGAUACGAAGAGACGCCUUCAAAGUUUUGGCUGUUGAGCCAAGGUCAAUCUUGUAUGAAUUGGAGGAUGUAGAAAAGAAGAUCGAGUUUUUAUUGGACAAGCUUGGAUUUAGCAUUGAAUGUCUCGCGGAAUGUCCCGAGUAUUUGGGUGUCAAUUUGAGAAAGAAGAUAAUGCCGCGUUACAAUGUUGUUGAACAUCUCAAGUCCAAGGGUGCUCUUGAAUUUGAGGUAGGAUUGAAGCAUCUGGUAAAGCUCAGUAGGCACAAGUUCUACAAUUUGCUUGUGAAGCCGUACCCAGAAUGUGAAGAGAUGUUCGGGGGACUAAAGAAAGAAGUACAAGUUAAAGCCAGACAUCCGGCAGGAUUGUGGAAGCUGUUUAAGCCACCAAAGUUCUCCAAUUCGGCGGAGGAUGUGAGGAACAUGAAGUUGUUCAUGGAGUCUCUAUUUUAGCUAGAAAUUGAUAUUUCUGAGAUAUGGCAUUGAUCGGAACAUGUUACGAUCCAAGUGUUACUGAUUGAAUGAAUUCUAAGGUGACUUCUGGAACAUGAGUUUCAGUUGAGGUGUGCAGUAGAAUUGCUCUUACUCCUCCUGAUUAAGGGAAUGGUCGGAGGAUGCGCGAAACAAUUGUUUUGUUUACGAGGCCUUUGAUCUGUCAAGAAAUCCAGAUUUAUGCGGGAGAUCAAAGAAUAUCAGUUCAUCACAAUGUUUGGAGAUUUGCAGCAGAAUGUCUGCACUCCUGAAGUGAAUCUCUCAUCUGUGGUAAUCUGUUUAUUGAAUGUCAAAACAACUUGAAUUUUUUCUAUUUUUCAGAAUCUAUAGUUCAUUUUUGUGAAAUCAAAAAUUAUAAUAGAAAUCGAAAUAUGGAUGUGCGUUUGUCUUA